UUGUUAUGACUGACAGCACCGAUUUUGCUCAUUGCGUUUGAAUAUUGUUUUAACGAAUUUAAUCAUGGUUGUUGCUAGAAAAAAAAAGCCAGCAGUAAAAAAGAAGUCCCUAGGAAUAUCAAAAAAAUCAGAAAAAAAUGCAGCCCCCUCCGCCCCGCUGGUGGCGGCAAAACAAAGGAUCGUGGUUACCCCUUGGCGCGACACGCAGGAAUUCAAUGCGACUUACGACUGGUUGUUUGCCAAAGGCUCUACGCCUGCAAAUCGUCGCCAGGCUUUGAGUCAAAUGCGCAUAUGGAGCUUGCGUAGAGGGAACCUCUGUCCAGCUGCGGUUUUGGCCACUUCAGUGCUGGUCCAGGCGCAACUGGAGGACAAGAUGGGCAACCCUAGUAUUCAGACCACCUACGCCAAUGCCUUCACGAGGUUCUACAACUUUAUGUCAUCCAUCAUCCAGGGGCACAACAUGUCUAGCAUGUACGAGACGGCUAAAGAAUUGGGUCUUCAAUCCUUCAUAGUGGAUUUGCGCCACUUGUGCGCCCACGGGCAGGAGCUUCCACCGGUCUCUGUCUUGAGAAACACCUCCAAGCACUGUCUAGAAUGGUUACGUACAUAUUAUUGGGUGCGGCACAAGGAAUAUAUGGUCAACUUAGUGUCGGGUAAACUGCAACGAAAUGACAAGCUAAAAUUCGAAAAAGAGAUUACCCGCCUCCUGGAAAUCUAUGACUUAUCCUUGGAGUGCCAGCUCCAAGGAGCACAAAAACUUAAGGACAUAAGCAAACUGAAGUCUAGCGCCGAAUUCAACAAAAUUCGGGUCUACGCGUCCAACAAAAAAGUUAAGACCGCUAAGGAAAUUCUCAACGCGGUUUUAGGUGAACUGAAUGUGUUGAUCAAAAAGAAUUCUCACGCCAUGAAGGAUCUGUUGGACAUCUAUCUGAGUUGUCUGCUAAAAAUGAAAUACUUCCUUACGGUUGGCUUGAAUAUAAAGGACAACGAAGACGAAAUCGUGGCUGCUACUCAAGAGCUCUUUAGACUUCUAGCCAUGCAGGGUUUCAUCGAAAAAUUCUUUACAGCCUUGGUACAGAUGAACGAAAACGCCAAUGAGGCAGAUGAAAAGCGUCUAGGAGCGGGCUAUUGGGCCCUAAAAAUGAUUGAAACGUUUACAAUGCUUUCGCGAAUGAAACGGAUGUACAAAGAGGAGCUUGAUUUGAAUCCCAAUUUGAAACCUGUGAACUUCUCCUCCCUCAACACAAACGUGCUGCCAAAUACCCUUAAACGUCUGCUGGUUCACUCAGGAGUCGAUUCUUCCGUAACUCUUGUUUUUGGAGACAAUCCCAAAAAGGCGAGAAACUGGAUCUUUGAUUUUGAUUUCAUCCGGCAGCGUAUUAGACCUUUCAGCAAGUUUUCCGGGGCUAUUGUAAAAGGUCUGCUUUCCCUUACGGAUCCCCCACUUGAUGAGCAACAAAUUGAAGACUUGACGCGGCUCUGUAAUAUUCGAUUGCAGGAACAGGAUUCGGUGAAGCCCAAGAAAGUGAAAAAAUUACCGAAUCCGAACUACAGCCUCAAUGACCUGCAAAAUCUUGUGGCUUCUAGUAAUAAUGAAGGAAAUAAUGGUAUCAUUAGCACUGAAGGCUCAGACUAUGGAAUUUGGAAAUUAGAUAAUGAACACGACUGGUCUACAUGCGCUUUGGGUGUUGUACCUUAA
This is a messenger RNA of Drosophila bipectinata, 1699 nucleotides long. RefSeq lists its product as uncharacterized. NCBI's taxonomy places the organism in Eukaryota, Metazoa, Arthropoda, Insecta, Diptera, Drosophilidae. Gene Ontology annotation, biological process: maturation of LSU-rRNA; maturation of 5.8S rRNA. Gene Ontology annotation, cellular component: Las1 complex; preribosome, large subunit precursor. Gene Ontology annotation, molecular function: endonuclease activity. The record is from RefSeq and is a predicted model, not a curated record.